GCCACGUUCUCCCCCAGCCGGUGGCCUCGUCCCAGCGAGGGAGCGACUGCGGGGGAUCUGGUUUCCUGGUCCCGGGGGUGGGGAGAGGGAACGGGAGCCGGUGGCCAGUGGCAGGACGGGGCGGCAAGCGGCAUGUUCUUCCUCUUCCGCGGGCCGCAGCGGCGGGGCGCCGGCAGCCCCACGCCCCCCAGCUACCGGGGGGGCUCCUCCUCCCAUGGCCCCGGUAAGCGGGGUGCCCGCCGCCGCUGCCCAGCCGUGCAGCUCAGGGGGCAGCUGGGCACCCCGGUGAGCUGGCCCAGCCAUGGUGGCGCGUCACCCCUGGAGCAUCGCUGGGCCACUGAGGAGCCGGGCCCAAAGCUGCCCCCUGCUUUCGGGCAGCCACGGCCGCCAUCGCAGCCCCCCCGGGGCCAGGCAUGCCCAGCCAUGGGCAACUGCACCAAGACCCCUGAGCGGAGGCUCCCCAAGGAUGGGAAGCCGCACACCAGCCCCCCGGUCCCCGGGGACCCCGAGGAGGCGGGGGAGGUGGUGCAGACCCCCCCGUUGCAGAGCUACUCGGUGCUGCAGGGGCUGGUGGGGCCAGCCUGCAUCUUCCUGCGGCAGAGCAUCGCCAUCACCCAGCUGGACCGAGAGCUGCGGCCCGAAGAGAUCGAAGAGCUGAAGCAGGCCUUCCGGGAGUUCGACAAGGACCGCGACGGCUACAUCAGCUACAAGGACCUGGGCGAGUGCAUGAGGACCAUGGGCUAUAUGCCCACCGAGAUGGAGCUCAUCGAGCUGUCUCAGCAGAUCACCGGGGGGAAGGUGGAUUUUGACGAUUUCGUGGAGCUGAUGGGCCCCAAGAUGUUGGCAGAGACAGCGGACAUGAUCGGGAUCAAGGAGCUGCGCGACGCCUUCCGCGAGUUCGACACCAACGGGGACGGGCAGAUCAGCAUGGCGGAGCUGCGGGAGGCCAUGCGCAAGCUGCUGGGGCAGCAGCUCAACUACCGGGAGGUGGACGAGAUCCUCAAGGACGUGGAUCUCAACGGGGACGGCCUGGUGGACUUCGAAGAGUUCGUGCGGAUGAUGUCGCGCUGAGGGCGGCACGUGCCAAGACGGGACCCGAGCCCCCCGCCGUGCCUUACCGAGAGGAGAGGGGGCCGUGGAGGAGACGCCCGGCUCCCGGUGGCUGCGGUUGUGGCCGUACCGGCACAACGCCGGCGCCUGAGCCCGGGACGAGGCCCUCAGAGGCUCUCAGACCAUCGGCUGCCGAGGUCCAACCCCAGCGUGGGGGUGCCGGGGGCUGAUGCCGGGCCCCUUUUCGGCACAGACAUCGGCUGAGAUCACCCUGAUCUCCGCUAUCUCCUUCUCUCCACCCUGCAGCAUCUCCCUUCCCACCCCAAAAUUCCCAACACACCGCUCCCCUGCCCUCCAGCCCUGCCGGCCCGUCCCUCCCACCUCCAUUCCGACCCCCCAUAUCCAACACCGAGCCCCUCCGGUGUCCCCCGUCACCACGGUGUGAGCUCAGACCUACCCCAGACCCUGCUCUGUCCUGCCCGGCGCGGCUCCAGACGGCCCCUGGCACAGGGAAUACUCCUCAGGGCUCCGGUCGGGACACCCUCGGGGAAAAAAACCGGGAAUAAAGCGUUACCGUUCUCCGCCCGGUAAUUUUUGCAUCCUCCGAGUGAAGGAAAUCGUCUGCUUCCCAGUUUAUGGGGCAUCUGAACAAAUUUAUUAUAGUUUUUUUUCAAUCUUUGCCCUUCGGAAAUGAAAAACUCUCUCGACGGACUGUGGUUUGUCCUUUGGUUUCAAUAGAAUCCACUUUGUCUCACGCUUGAAGUGAAAAAAAACCAGCUAGGCAAAAGUCAUUAAUUUGGGAAACGUUUGAAAAUCCGGGCUGAUUCCGCGCUAGACAGGCUUUGUGCCCCUCACAGGUGAAUUUUGCCUAUGGAUAAAACAAGGAAUUCGGUGCAAGUCGUAGGAUGCUGGUUUUUGAGUCAGUGGGUAUUUUCUAUGGGGAAUAAAGUUUGGGAGUUCUCUAUUAAUGGAUCCGAGCUUUGUUCAAGGCAAUCUUUGAUUACUUUUAUUGUCUACCCGCUGAGUAUUUUAAAUCACCGACGAAGAAGCAGGUACCGGCGCGGAGCAGUUCAGCAAAGCCGUUUGAAAAUCGCUUUUUCCAUCUUUCUUUGCCCUUUAGAAAUGAAAAGCUCUCCCUACGAAUUUUUAUUUGUCCUUAUGUUGAGCUUAAAGAGAAUGUGCUCGCCGCCCUUCCCUCCGCCACGUCUCUGUUCGCUGAUUAGUGAUAAUUUUGACGAUGGUAAAUGUUAGUUUUAAAUUUGGGAAAUUGCCAUUUGAUGGGUAGGUAUUUCGAAGGAAAUCGAAGUCUUCCUAAAAAAAAAUACAUUUAUCUUGUGUUAAAGAGGUACAACAACC
Molecule: messenger RNA, 2406 nt
Organism: Chroicocephalus ridibundus (black-headed gull)
Lineage: Eukaryota; Metazoa; Chordata; Aves; Charadriiformes; Laridae
Product: calcium-binding protein 2-like
Exons: 8
Coding region: 133-1071 (312 amino acids)
Biological process (GO): regulation of voltage-gated calcium channel activity; visual perception
Cellular component (GO): cytoplasm
Molecular function (GO): calcium channel regulator activity; calcium ion binding
Source: RefSeq, a predicted model, not a curated record